Messenger RNA from Salvia miltiorrhiza (redroot sage), 675 nucleotides. RefSeq lists its product as uncharacterized. The record is from RefSeq and is a predicted model, not a curated record. The transcript has a single exon. Bases 1 to 675 code for a protein of 224 amino acids. NCBI's taxonomy places the organism in Eukaryota, Viridiplantae, Streptophyta, Magnoliopsida, Lamiales, Lamiaceae.
AUGUCCGACAAGAAAGAGCAAGUGAAGCCCUUGGCGCCGGCGGCGCACCGUGUCGACAUCGACGACUACGACCGCUCCGACGCCUUCUCGGUGGAGCUGGCCUCGCACCUCUGCCACAGCCGCCAGAAGUGCAUCAAGCUCUGCGGCUGCUGCGCUGCGAUCCUACUGAUCGCGGUGACGGUGGUGCUAGUGCUCAUGUUCACCGUCUUUCACGUCAAAGAUCCGUCGCUAAAGAUGAACUCUGUCGCGGUUCACGGCGUCGGUGAGCUCGACCGGCGCACAGGUUCCGGGCCGGGCCGUAACCUGACGUUUGACUUCGAGGUCGAGGUCAAGAACCCGAACGUGGCGUCGUUCAAGUUUGGCAAUACGACGACGUUUUUGUACUACGGGGGCUCGUUGGUGGGGGAGGCAACGGGCCAGGCGGGCGAGGCCCGGGCCCGAAAGAGGGUUCGGAUGGACGUGAGCGUUGGAGUUAUGGUGGAUAAAAUUAUGGGAGUUGAAAGAUUAGGGAAUGAUUUAAGCGUUGGAAUUUUGAGUAUUAGUAGCUACACGAGGAUUAGUGGGAAGGUGAAGAUUACGCAAGCUAUUAAGAAAAGUGUUGUUGUGGUCAAAUUGAAUUGCACCAUGAAUUUGAUUGUAAGGACGCAGGGGAUUCAAGAUUUGAAAUGCACUUGA